UUUGCAUGCGCAGUGUAAUUGACAUAUGCGGCUCAUAUACGUAUCCCAAUGCUUGCACAAAAUAAUUAAUUACUCAUUACACAUUAGUUAUCAUUAAUAAUUAAUUAACUUCAAUAUGCUUCAAAUUACAUCAGAGAGCAAAAUUAAUUACCUUCGGAAUAAUUUGACCUUAUCAAACUAUUUUUAAUUUGAUUUUUAUCAAUAACUUGAUUAAAAAUUUUGCUCUGUCUGAUACCUCCUUAUGCCGCUAGAUGCCCGUGCUUAUUAAGAACCACUUAAUACACUUUUCUUAAUUUCCCAAUAUCGGUAAUUCAGUUCAUCGAAAAUAAAAUCCCAUAAGACGAUGCAUCUAUUCUGUUACUCUUCUAUGAUGUGAUGACGCCUUUCAGUGAAAUUAACCUCUUGUUCCCUGAUACGAUAGGUUAAGUUUUUUUUAUCUUUUUUAGAGAGAAGCAGGAAAAGAAUUAAAAUUAUGCAUCUAUCCAAACAAUUUCUACUACUUGAAUUAUCCCGAAAGUUUCUUAGAGAAUUCCAGUCGAUGAAGAGUAUUCGUAAACGUAGUUAGUGUAUUGAGGUAUCGUCGUCGUUGUUUUGCGUACAAUUGUACACGAAGAAUUAUUUUCCUCGUUAAUUGCAUAUCAAGGAAGAUGUUGACGCGACACGAUAUAAUUACGGAAAGUCCUCGCGUUGAGGCUAUACCGAUAAAUCUUGUUACUACCGAGGAUGGUAGAACGCUUUUGGCAGUGACAGAACACAAGGACGGUAUGAUGGAAAUCGUUGCGACUCCUGUUACGCUUAUUGGUCAAAACGGAUCACCUGCGUCGUUGAUCGAUGUAAAAAAUUUUAAUGAAAACCUUAUAUUGCAUUCUCCUAUUUUUCAACUGAACAUAGAAGAUAUCGUUGAUGGAUCAGAAUUGCAACAGCCUGCAGAAGAUAUUGAACCUGAUGCAAUUACCACUGAACAGUUCAAAUCUCAAGUAUGCACAGAGGUAAAGAGAACACCCACGAACCAAGAGUACCAGUGUCCUCCGCAGAAUGAUUUGUUAAUUAGUAAAUGUGAUGAGACUGCUGUACAAAAACCGGUGAGCACAGACUUAAAAAGGAACAGCCCUGGAAGACCCAAGAAGAACUCAGCUGGUUCUUUACAGGGGACAGGCAGUUUAAAAUGUGACAUUUGCCAUCAAGAAUUCGUUAAACGGACAUUGUAUCGAAAACACAUGGAAAAUCAUGCAGAAGAGAAACCACACAGAUGCCCAAAGUGCUCUGCAUCCUUUAAUGUUCCGACUAAUUUCACUCUUCACAUGGCGACUCACAAUACGGGUGAACCAAAAUGUCCAGAAUGUGGGAAGAAGUUUACAAGGAUGGCUAGUUUGAAGUCUCAUAUGUUGCUGCAUGAGAAAGAGGAGAAUUUGUUUUGUACCGAAUGUGAAGAUGCAUUUUCAACUAAAGCUCAGUUGGAUGCGCAUCUGAAGCUUCACGGAGAAAAAUGGGCAACAGAAGAAGUACGAAAGUGUAAGCUAUGCAAUAAACAGUUUGGUCAACCGGCUUUGUACAGGCUCCACAUCCGUGAACAUUACAGGUUGCAGACAAAAGUGGUAAAGCAGACAAAGAGAGGAACGAAACAUAAAACGGUGUACAAAUGUACAAUAUGUUUAAAGUCUUUCCAAAAACCCAGUCAGUUAAUGCGCCAUAUCAGAGUACACACCGGCGAAAAACCGUUCAAGUGUACCGUGUGCAGUCGUGCAUUCACUCAGAAAAGUUCUCUGCAAAUUCAUAUGUGGCAGCACAACGGUAUUCGACCACAUGCUUGCGAGCUUUGCAAUGCCAAAUUCAGUCAAAAAGGUAAUUUAAACGCCCACAUAACAAGAGUUCAUAACGUACCAGAGGGAGAGCCAAUAUAUGGAUGCAACUACUGUUCCUGCAUCUUCAAAAAGCUAGGCAGUUUAAACGGCCACAUGAAGCGCAUGCAUGCCGACAUAGACGAGGAAGGAGUCGCCACUACUGAUCGCUCCGACACCGUAGAGUCCGACAUACGAGCAACCGUAGACAGCGUCAUAACUCAGUUGGCAUCUUUAGAAGCCACCACGGAGGAAGCUGAGAAAUCAAACGACAAAUCGAACUCAUCUGUUGGAACGAAGAAAGAUAUUCUGCAAGAGGCUCUGAAGAAUAGUGGUCUCCCUAGCAAAAAUAAAACUGCGAACGAAGGUACGGAAACGAAGAAACUUGGGGCGCGCACUAAUUUUGUGACGUUGCUGGACCGAGCGGCUGACGGUGGCACCAGAAAAUAUUUGACUAUCAAACAACGGUGCGUGGGGAACAUAAGAUGGUAUGCGUGCACCUUCUGCCACAAGGAGUUCAAGAAGUCGUCGGAUCUGAUACGACAUCUACGUGUACAUACACAAGAGAAACCUUUCAAGUGUACCCAUUGUUAUCGUUCGUUCGCUCUGAAAUCCACCAUGAUAGCACACGAGCGCACUCAUUCUGGCACGAAACGAUACGCUUGCGACUCUUGCGACAAAUCAUUCGCGUGUCAUGGAAGUUUGAUUGGCCAUACUAGAUUACACGCAGAAGCUAAGAACGACUGUAAUAAGAUGGCUGACGACGACAAGAAUCGUACGAAAGUUCAAACUAAAAAACCGAAGUUGUCGCCUGAGGCGGAGAGCUUGGUGGGUCAGGUGGUGUUGCAGGAACCUUUGGUGAUCAGUGAUGCUGGGAAUAAAAUUUGCGUGGCGCAGAUAGCUUCGAAGGAGAAACGCUAUGACGCGAGUACUGAUCCGGCUAGACCGCAUAAGUGUUGGGUUUGUCAGGCUGCUUUUAGGAAGAUCAGUCACUUGAAGCAGCAUCAUCGUCGUCACACGGGUGAACGACCUUAUGAGUGCACAAAGUGCGACAGGAGGUUCACCUCAAACAGUGUGUUAAAGUCGCAUCUACACACACAUGAGGAUUGGAGACCCUACGGUUGUCCCACAUGUGAUGCAAAGUUCUCUACUCAAAGCAGCAUGAAGAGGCAUCUGGUUACUCACAGUAACAAAAGACCGUUCAUGUGUCCAUAUUGUCACAAGACUUUCAAAACUUAUGUUAAUUGUCGGAAACACAUGAAGAUACAUAAACACGAAUUAGCACAACGGCAGUUGGAGCAACAGAAAAUGCAAGAACAGUCGAACCAGUCGGUAUUGAAGGAAGGUUCCAAAGAAACGAUCCUUGAGUCGAGUACUUUUCCUAAUGCUACUAGUACAAACGACGUUAAUGCACCUAUUGUUACAACGUCCGCUCCAACGUUCACGGACAAUCUCACCUUUUCUCGCCUUGGAACGGUUGAGAUAUCUUUUCAGUCGCAGCUCGGUUCUGAUUUUUCGCAAACUUUCACCGAGCAGGAUAAGACGAGACCACUUUUAUCUGGAAACUGUGAACCUUCAACUUUUAUUAAUCAUAAUGUGUCGGAGACUGUGAUGGCGAACCUUGAGAACUCACAGAUGUUGCAUGCUGAUGAGACUGGGUCUGUUACUUUGCCAGUUUAUCCUGGUGAUCAAGCACUCACACCGGAGAGCAUACGAGAAAUAGAGGAGACGUUGAACCAACAGUUUUUCAACAUAGGAAUGAACAUAACUCUAGGAAAUAAUUCUAGAAAUUCUAACGACGUGAGCACGAAUGAUUUUGAUAGUACAAAGCAGCAGCGACAAACCGUGUUGAAUGUCAUGUAUGAGAAUAAUGGUAAUGACACUAGUAACAACACUAACAAUAAUAAUGACGGUGGUAACAACGGUGUGGAACCAUCAGCAGAACGUGUAUUCUCUUCGCAGUUGGAUUCGUUCGAGAUUGAUCAUAUCGCGUUGCAAUCGGACACUGAAAUCGAUAUUGGAUUGGACACGAACGACUCAACGAGUAUGACAAAUAUACUACCCAGAACUGUAAAAGAGGAUCGUCUUUCCGAAGUCGAUCAAUCAGUGAAGUCCAGGGUGAUGGUCAUUUCUCAGGAAAAGAAUCCAAGGAAAGAAGUAAACGAAUUGGAAGCUGAAGAAGCCAUUCAAAAGCAAAGCUCACUGCUCUUGGUAGAAGAUUUCCGGGGAACAGAAGAGAAGAAUCAGAAAGUACACACAUCAGGUUUUGCGGAAAUUGUCAACGGCAAAAUGCAGAGGGAAUCUUCGCUGCAAUGUCACAUGUGUAAUCAACGAGGAUUCACAGCGAGUGGAUUGAAGGAACAUUUGAAGACCCAUCGCGAAACUAAGGAGUAUCAGUGUACGGAAUGCUCUUCAAAAUUCUGUACGAACGGUGGCCUCAACAGGCAUUCAAAGAUACAUGUUACUAAACAGUCAUGGAAGUGUUCCUCCUGUGACAAAUACUUUGACAACAGAACAGAGCUACAAUCCCACAACGAAAUUCACGAGAUCUCUAUUUGGAACGCCAUAUCAAGGCCACAAAAUACGGAAAGCUCAGAUUUACCGAACGAUUCUUUAACUGACAUCGCGAUGGACACCGACUCCGCAGUUUCCGAAAGAGUCCUACUGGACACCGUAGCAGAAAAAGAAGCGAUGGAUCAAAUAGAAGCAAGCUACACGAACCCAGAGAGAAGGGAACGAAAGGAAUACACGAAUAAGUGCAAAUUCUGUCCAAAAACCUUUCGCAAACCUAGCGACCUCAUAAGACACGUGCGUACACAUACGGGUGAACGACCGUACAAGUGCGAUUUCUGCAACAAAAGCUUCGCCGUGAAAUGUACUCUGGACUCGCAUACGAAAGUUCACACAGGGAAGAAGACGUUUAGGUGCCACGUUUGUAACAGCAUGUUCGCGACCAAGGGUAGUCUGAAAGUGCACAUGCGGUUGCAUACAGGUUCGAAGCCGUUCAGAUGUCCGGUUUGCGACUCGAGGUUUAGGACAUCAGGUCACAGGAAGGUACACUUACUGAAGCACGUGCGCGAGCACAAGGAGCGACCAAAAAGGAAACAGAAGCACAUGAAGGUUGCGGCCAUAGCGGAAAUAGCGGCAGAUUUAGAGAAGCUAGGUAGAACCAUAGGAAAGACUUUCGAAUCCGAUCAGCAGCUCUCUCGACCGUUGGAGACAAUCAGCGUCGAAGCAACCGCCUGUUUGACCGACCAGAUCAACUUCGAGACCGACGUGGACCCUAACAUCGUGCAGAGUAACAAUUCAGUGAUGACCACGAGUGAAGGCAAUCAGUUAGUUACCAAUCUACACUUCCUGCUAACCAACGGACUCGUGACCAUCCAAACCGACGAGUCGUUGUUGUCGCAAUCGACGAUCAACAACGCGUACAAUCGUUCAACUGUGCCUACUGAUUCUAUGUGCGUGCCACUCUGCAUCUCAUCCGGCAUCAACGAGGAUCACACCAAGGAAGAGGCUCGCACGGGACAAGUGUUGAAGGCGCAGUUAUCGUCGGUACAGGUGGAGCCACUACCCAAAGUCCCGCUCGAUAAAUCCCUGCCGACGGGGAGCAAGGCUAGCAAAGGCAACUCGAGGAAAGAGUGUGACGUCUGCGGGAAGACGUUCACGAAGCCGUACCAGGUUGAGAGGCAUAAGAGAAUUCACACGGGCGAGAGACCGUACAAGUGCGACCUCUGCACGAAAUCGUUCGCUCAGAAAUCUACUCUGCAAAUGCAUCAGAAACAUCACACGGGAGACCGGCCGUACGCUUGUCCGUACUGCGAGUACUCCUUCACGCAGAAGGGCAAUCUACGAACGCACGUGAAGCGGGUGCACCAGUUGGAUACGAUCAACGUCAAGAAGUUGAAACGUGGUCGCCAGUAUUUUCUACCUAAGUCUCUUCAGGACAGCGUGGUCGAAACGAAGACCUUGAACUUGGACGACGUACCGUUCGUUGAAUUCCUUAAAUAGCAUACUGUGUAUGAUUGAAUUGGACUUGUAUCGAUUUCGUUACUUCAAUUUAUUGCGGUCAGCUACGAUAGAGACAAUAAAUGAUACGUAUUUAAUA
Messenger RNA from Megachile rotundata (alfalfa leafcutting bee), 5946 nucleotides. RefSeq lists its product as uncharacterized. Lineage: Eukaryota; Metazoa; Arthropoda; Insecta; Hymenoptera; Megachilidae. Gene Ontology annotation, cellular component: nucleus. The record is from RefSeq and is a predicted model, not a curated record. Gene Ontology annotation, biological process: regulation of gene expression.